Molecule: messenger RNA, 4800 nt
Organism: Symbiodinium necroappetens
Lineage: Eukaryota; Dinophyceae; Suessiales; Symbiodiniaceae
Source: the annotation of a GenBank genome assembly
AUGGCGAGUUGUUCACUUGCUGGCCUCGCGAAGGAAUGGGAGGCAACCCCUGAGAUCCGCAACAGCUUGCGUGAGGGCAAGCCACUCAUCCACGAGGUCAGUGAGAAGCAGGUGGACAUCAAGCUGCCGAGCAAGUUCAGCGCGGUGAUCAAGCCCAUCCUUGUCAGGAUGGCAGCAGCUGACAAGAAGAUGCCCGGAGUGGACGCACUCCGAGCAGAGAUCCAGUCAGUGCUUGAUCUCACGAAGCGAUUGUCGAAUGAUGAAGGCGAGAUCGACAAGUAUACUUGGCUCAUCCGCAAGCAGCUCACCUUUAUCAAGGUGCCUUCGUUCCAAGACUUAAUCUUGACUUUGGACCCCGCCCUCCAGGAUGUGGUCGACGCUGUCAACGAGAACCGGGCAAGGCGGAUCGCUGCUUCCGCCGGCAGUGCCGGCAGUCAAGAGGCCACGGACGAGGAUGAAGAUGCUUACGACGAUGAUGACGACAUGGAUGGCCCACGUGAAGAGGGAGUUCAUGAAGAUGCCAAUGCAGGAGCUGGCGGAGCUGGCUGCGAUGAUCUUCAUGAAUUGAUGAAUGAUUUCCGCGGCCAUGCAGGUGCUUCUGUUGGGGAAGCUGAACAGCCAAGUGAGGAACCGAUUUUUCCCUCCUCUGCGAUCGUCAUUGCUGAUGAUGCUGAUGAUUUGGCUGAGCCAGCAGGGAGCAGCCAGGACAGUGGACGGGCUUUGGAAAUGGCUGCUACAGCUGCGGGGCCCAUCAGUGAUGAGGUCCCAGUCGCUGUUGUGGAUGGGGCCAAUGGAGGCCCCACGACGUUGGGAUCCGCCGCGGAAGCCGAAGCUUCCGGAUGCAGCGGGGAAGCCAAAGCUUCCGGAUGCAGCGCGGAAGCCAAAGCUUCCGAUGAGCAGGUGGUCGUGAAGCCAGGCAUAUCCGAGAGAGCCCAGAAGCUUGCACGAUUGGCUGAGUUGAAGCAACGCAUCGAGCAGCUGAAGGGAAAAAAGCAACAGUUGGGCACUGCUGGUUCCGUUUCAAGUGAAGGACCUUCCGAGGUUCCGGCGGGCAUCCCGAGCGUGCCUGCUUUUGUGGGACCUGUGCUUGAUGAUCAAGAUACCCUCCCCCACAACAUCUUGGAGGUCGAGACCCCGCCACCCUCUUCCGAGCCCCCCUCAAGCAGUCGCAAGGAGAGCGCCGAGGUCACUGCUGCUGAGCUUCGUGAGGACUAUCAGCAGAAGCAGUGCAAGACUAAGAAGAUGAAGCCGCUGCCGGGAUCCGCCAAGGGUGCCCGACUUCCUUACAACCCAUAUUCGCCAGAGGUCUCGGAUGAAUCUGCGAAAGGGUCUUCGGAUCCUUUCACCCCAGAUGAGAAGGUUACGAUGCCCGAUAUUGGCCGUAUGGAACAGUUGGCUGUGCGUGGCACGAAGAAGGCGGAGGAUAAGCGUGGGGCGAAGAAUCCUAAGAAGAACGGUGAUGCUGACAAGAAGAAGAACGCAAAGCCUGAGGGGGAGGAUAAGUAUGGAGGCUACACCGCCGAAGAGUGGGAGCAGUGGCUCGACUGGGAGGGCGAGGAGAUGGAUGAAGAUGGGGAUUGGGAUGGCGAUCAGUGGGCGCCGGCCGCCGAGCCCGAGAAGCCUGCGGCGCCAAAGAGAGCGAGCAAGAAGCGCAAAGCUGAGGCAUCGCUUGAGGAUGAUGUUGAGCCGGAGCCUUCCAAGAAGGCAGUGGCCAAAGCCAAAGCGAAGGCCAAAGCAUCCCCCAAGGCGAAAAGCAAGGCGAAAGCAAAAGCUUCCGCCAAGAAGGGUGCAAAGGCCUCCGCAAAGGCCCCCGAGCCCGAGCCGGAGGAGGAGGAUGGCGACGACGAUGACGAGCCGAAGGUCGUGACAUUCGCUCGACGGUACAGGGCAGGGUCAAGGAAAAUGGCCAUGGCCAGAUUCGAUGCCAUCCGCAACGCCUUCAUGACGAUCGUGCGCCCGAAGAUCAAGUCGAAUUGCCCAAGCUCGUUCGAGGAUCCCUUUUGGACCCACUGCGUGGCAGAGUUCAAGAACUGGAACAUCGACCUUGAUACGCUGGAGGCAGCAUGUGAGACUGCUGCGGAGAGCUUUGUCAAGAAGAUUGAGAAGGAGUUCGUUCUGUGCCUGCUGCUCCUCAUCUUCACGCGCGACGAAGAGGAGUUUCCUGAGGACAUGGAAUUUCUCGAAUUCUUCGCCGGGAGGGCAAACCUGACCUAUGCUUGCCGCCGGAAGAACUACAAGUGUGCAAAGUUCGACAUCCUUUACCAUGAUAAAGAUGUUAGCAUGCUUCUUUGUACUUCGGGGCUCACCGUCCGGCUUCGUGGCCCUAUUUGCACUGAAGUGCUCCUCAUUCUGUGGUAUGAACAGGGGCACAUCAAAGCGUUGCGAAUGCUCGGCUAUGGGUGCAUCGGCUACAACUGGGCCACGUUCCUCCUGGACCUGGAAGAAGCCCUGUGCUGGACAGAUGCAGAUCUGACAGCCGACUCCACCCUCGUCGAUCCAUACACCCCAUCGCGGGCCUCGGGCGCAGAGACUCUCGAGACGAUCCCAGCGACUACGGCUGAUCUCGAAGCUGCCGGGCGGCUUGGAGAUGCUGGUGUUGAUAGUGAUAUCGAAGUGGAUGACCUUCAGAUGCUCAAGUUCUUUGAGGGCUUGCCACGUGUGAAGAUGGAGCAAGAAGCCUUGAAGUCCCCGGAGCCCCACGCGUGCCGACCCGAUGCACCUGAUGAGGCCCCACUGCGGGGGUCAAACGUGAGGCCCAGGCUGCAGGGGCAGGACAGACUCUUGUUGGCUGCCCGUGCAAGAUUGGGUCGCUUCGUGGCCCCAAAGAAGAACCGAAAAGAACUCGAAGCACCAGCGUGGGUCAAAGAGCAUUGGAAGGGACACAAACAGGAAAUGAGUAUGCUCAUGAAAGACUGCAAUUUCGACAAGGAGUGCUUCUUGCAGAAGCUGGAGCGAAUCAUCACCAAGAAGGAGAAGCAGAAAAUCAAGCUGGAUGCUGGAUGGUACUCGGAAGCUGAAAUGAAGUCUGAAUUGAAAUGGGGCCCGACUCGGGUCACUGGUGCACUAAAGUACUGCCGUUCCCGGCCGGACACACACGUGCGGAAGAAUCAAUACGACCAGGUCGAAGAAUACUGGAUCACAAGCCGAGAGUCGGGAACUGUCGAAGAGUCACUCACGAAAGAGGAGAAGCAUUACGCAUCUGAGAAGGCCGACAAGCCUGUGGAUCUGGGUUCUGGAUUCGGCAGCGGCCUAGCUGCUAUGCAAGGCAGAAAGAUCAAGAGCACCCUGAAGAAGUUCGUGGACAGUAUUGUGCAGAAAACCAACAAGAUGAAGGGAUUGAUCAAGGAUCUUCGCGACAACUUCUCUGAGUCUGCCGAUGUGUCUAUCAAGGAUCUGAACGACCAGGUCCAGAAGAUGGAGUAUCACUAUGAGAAAUGCAAUGAAAUCCGAGUUCGUGGUGACUGUUUCGGGUUCAAUGAUGCGUUGUUCGUGGAGGCCGAAAAGCAGAUGAAGGAUGCCACCUUUGUGCGAUCUUCUGAGAUUGAGGGUCUACUUGGGUGCAGCAAGGCAAUGGCCUCGGACACGAAAAUCAGGAACGACAAGAAGUUCUACAGCAAGAGUUCUGAUGCGGGGCCGAAGCGAGCUGGAUGGCCAAAGAAAGUGUACGAGGAGGAAGGUGCCUUCGACAGGCUGCUCCGAUGUUGCAAGCGUGACAACGAUUUUAUGCUUCACGAGGGUCUAGUGGACAAGAGGACCAACAAGAAAUACUAUGCCAUUGUGCUGGCGGUGGUGGGGGACUGGCAAUGGCUGGUCAAAUCGGGCAAGCUUGGUCGCAACUACAACCACGUUUUGAAAAGCUCCACACCAGUCGGGGCACCUGAGGGAAUUUGUCAUCUUUGCCAGGCAGGACAGCGAGACUAUCCUUUCGAGACUUUUCAGACACGAAGCCCUACAUGGUUGGCCACCUUUUGUGCGCAAGACCCCUUUGUAGGGCAAUCACCCCUGGCAAGCUUGCCACACAUGCCUGGCCAAGCGGCAACGCUGUUCAAGUACGAUGUAUGGCACACAUGCCAUCUGGGAGUUUGCAAACCUUUGGCUGGGUCGGCAUUGGCUUUACUGAGCCUGCAAUAUCCCGGCAGAAGCAAAGAUGCGAAAAUGGAGAAGCUCUCUGACAACUUCAUGGAGUGGUGCAAGCGCAACGGACGCCAACCUUUGCUAACGAAAAUCACGAAAGACACGAUUUUAUGGGACAACAACACCAACUUCCCCAGCGCAAGUUGGUACAAGGGCUCUCUUUCCACUACCAUGUGCGAGUACAUCGAGGAUGUGACAAAAGACAAGCAGUUUGAUGACGUGCUUUUGAUGAAAUGCAGUGAGGCCGUGCAGGCCUUGAACAAGUUCAUCACUGGCCUCUACGAGGCUGACGUGUUUUUAUCCAGCAACCAGGCUUACACGUUGGGGGAAUAUGGGUUGCAGUUUUUGCGACGAUAUUCUUGGUGUGCAGGGGAAGCCGCUCGGCAAUCCAGGUGUCUCUUCAUCAUUUUGCCCAAAAUGCAUUGCCUACAGCAUAUAUGUUUACAGGACCUCGUGAUGGCCUCCCAGCGCUUUGAUCUUGUGGUAAAUCCGCUCGUACACAGCGUGCAGCUGUGUGAAGACUAUGUGGGGCGUAAUAGCAGGACGAGCCGCAGAAUCCACCCAUCUACCUGUACUGUGCGUGCUGUGCAACGUCACUUGCAGCUUGCUUUCGCGAAGUACGUCGAAGCCGGAUAUCUGGUGGAUGACAGCGCACAAAUCGAUUAG